AUGUCACCUGGUGUCACAAGUCCACAGGAUGUGCUGAUGCAUCUGCCCAACCGAGCAGUGCACAGCUUUCUGAAGGAAAGUGUGAGUUUGGGCGCUCCCAGAUACCGCAUGGUGAUGCUGGUUCAGAAUGAAGUUCCUCCCGUUGGCAUUCGAGAGAUGGUAGAUAUCGAGCCUGGGCAGCUGCUGCCCUUCGACAUCACCUUGCCGCCUUUCGGAGCGCGCUUUGGAACCAUCUUUCGCUGGAAGAGCGAUGAGCCCAAGGUGGUGCAGCUUUGGGAGUCCGGGAGCGAGAGGAAAAAGAAGCGCCCUUUCAAUGUUCUCUCUCUCUCGGUUUGCGAACCCCCGCACNNAAAAAAAAAAAAAAGAAAAAAACGUUUGAGCUUAUAA
Symbiodinium pilosum is the source of this 387-nucleotide messenger RNA. NCBI's taxonomy places the organism in Eukaryota, Dinophyceae, Suessiales, Symbiodiniaceae. The record is from the annotation of a GenBank genome assembly.